This is a messenger RNA of Triticum turgidum subsp. durum (durum wheat), 1974 nucleotides long. NCBI's taxonomy places the organism in Eukaryota, Viridiplantae, Streptophyta, Magnoliopsida, Poales, Poaceae. The record is from the annotation of a GenBank genome assembly.
AUGAAGCUGAAGAUCAACAAGGCGUGCGACAUCGCCUCCAUCUCCGUCCUCCUUCCCCGGAGGACAGGAGGGAGCAGCAGUGGCGGUGGCGGGAUGAGCGCGCCUGCUGCUGCUUCCGCGGCGGCGGCGGCGGCCGCGCAGCAGCAGCGGUCCCAGUCGAUGUCGCAGAAGUCCUUCUCGCAGGGUGGAGGCGGCGGCUCGUUCUCGCAGGGCAUCGGGGCGUCCUUCUCGCAGGCCAUAGGCAGCGGAGGCGCGUCCUUCUCCCAGGCCAGAGGCGCGUCCUUCUCGCAGGGCAGCGGCAGCGGAGGCGCCGCGUUCUCUCAGGGCGGCGGAGGCGGAGGAGCCGCGUUCUCUCAGGGCGUAGGUGGUGGAGGCGCUGCGUUCUCUCAGGGCGGAGGUGGCGGAGGCGCGGCCUUCUCUCAGGGCGGUGGGAACGGAGUUGCGGCCUUCUCUCAGGGCGGUGGAAGCGGAGGCGCGUCCUUCUCCCAGGGCGGUGGCAGCGCGCCGCUCGUGCACGCGCAGUCGCAGCUCUCGCAGGCCUCCCUCGACGCGAACCUCCUCAGCCUCCUCUCGCAGGCUCCCGCGCGCGACCAGAGAUUUGCCUUGCAACAGGACUCGUCGAAGAGGACAUCUUCAUAUCCUGCCAGUUCAGCUUCUUGUGUGCGCGAGGAAUCUCAGCUGCAACUGACAAAGAUACCAACCAACCCUAUCCACCGCUGGAGCCCCUCUCUUCCGGAUAGCAGAUGUCAGGUUAAUGAAGAAGUUGAGCGCAAAUUUCAGCAUCUUGCCAGUUCAGUACAUAAGAUGGUAAUGAUAUUAGACUCAGUGCAAAAUGAUGUGAUGCAGUUAAACAGAGCCAUGAAGGAGGCAUCACUGGACUCUGGUAGCAUUCAGAAAAAGUUUGCGCUCCUAGAGGACUCUCUAAAGCAAAUUCUUAAGGAACAAGAUGAUCUCAAAGCAGUCGUUGAAGAAAUCACAGAAAGUAAUCCUGACCAACUGAGUGUUCUCAACUCUCUCGCCAGCAAACAGGAUGAGAUGUCUUCGUUACUUUCAGUCUUGCCAAACCAUGUGCAAGGAGAACUGGGGCAACUGAAGGCUGACAUCUUCAGAACUUUCUCAAAGGAGAUGGAGGGGAUGGUUAGAGCUGUCAGAUCUGUUGAUACCAGGCUUGACCAGAUGCAAAUGCUGGCAAACCAGACAAGAGUAGCAAACGGAAGCCCCCUGAUGAUGCAGACACCAGUAGCCUAUGGAAGCCCCCUGAUGAACCAGACAACAGUAGCAGAUGGAGGCCCCCUGAUGAACCAAGGACCAGUGGCAGAUGGGAGGCCGCGGAAGAAACAAAGGCCAGCGGCAAAUGGAAGGUCCCAGAGGAAGAAGCUAACACCUGUAGCAAAUGGAAGGCCCCAGAGGAAGAAACAAAGACCAGUAGCAAACGGAAGGCCCCAGAGGAACCAAAGACCAGUACCAAAUGGAAGGCCCCAGGUGAAACAAGCAGAGACAGCAGAUGCAAGUCCGCAGAUGAACCAGAAACCCGAGGCAAAUGGAGAGGCCCUGAUGAACCGAGUAGUACCAGUAACACAAGCUGUCAGUGCCAGCGCUCCUGCACCCUUGGUUUACCACAGGAAGACAGAAGGUGUGAAGCCAAAUGUGGAGAAGGGGAUGGCAAAGGCCGCCACAGAAGCGCGGAAAUUGGACGGCUCAGGCGACAGCAGGCCGGCGCCACCUAAAGAGCAAGAGCUGGCGAUUCAGAAGGACAAUGAAGAGGCGCCCAUCAACAAGGCGACGUUGACCAUUGUCAUCGACUCGGACGAGGAGGAGGGGGGCGUCAUGCUGAAGGCCGGAGCAGGUGGCGCCGGUGGUGCGGCGGCGGCGGAGGAGGCGGUGGGCGAGGUGGAGGCGCUGGAGAUGCUGCGGCGGGCGAGGAAGCGCCGGCGGAGGGAGGAGGCCAGCGCCGCCGCGCUGGACCGCUGCUAG